This is a messenger RNA of Penicillium daleae, 1188 nucleotides long. RefSeq names its product TatD family hydrolase. The record is from RefSeq and is a predicted model, not a curated record. Gene Ontology annotation, molecular function: hydrolase activity, acting on ester bonds. Lineage: Eukaryota; Fungi; Ascomycota; Eurotiomycetes; Eurotiales; Aspergillaceae. Bases 1 to 1188 code for a protein of 395 amino acids. The transcript has a single exon.
AUGUCCAUAUCCCAGGACACCUCUCAAGAUGCCGAUGACUUUCCCUGGGAUCUUGGCGUCUAUGACGCGCACUGUCAUCCGACCGAUACAAUGGCCUCGGUCGCCCAUAUCUCCGCCAUGAAAGCGACGGCCCUCACUAUCAUGGCUACGCGGGGCGAGGAUCAAGACUUGGUACAGCAGACGACGGUAUCCCUCAAUGGCGAUACAGAUGCAGCGUGGAGAGACCGAAUCGUGCCAGCAUUUGGAUGGCACCCGUGGUUCUCACAUCAGAUCCUGGUUGAUACAAAACCAGGCAGUCCGCAAGACAAAGAUGCCCACUACACAGCCGUCCUAACACCCUCUCCAGCCGCGGAUCCCGAAUUUAUACAGCGCCUGCCACAACCGAAACUGCUAUCCACGCUAAUAGCCGAGACACGAGACCGAUUGAAACAGUUUCCGAAUGCUCUCGUCGGCGAGGUGGGGUUAGACAAAUCGUUUCGGUUACCGGGGGCCUGGACACAACAAACCCUCGAUAAUCGCGAUGAAGAGAUUACCCCCGGGUCGCGGGAAGGCCGGCGUCUGUCCCCUUACAAGGUCAAGAUAGAUCACCAGCGACUAGUAUUGAAGGCACAGCUGCAGCUAGCCGGGGAAAUGCAGCGCGCCAUCUCGGUGCACAGUGUACAAUCGCAUGGAGCAGUCUUUGAGGUGCUCAAGGAGUUAUGGAAAGGACAUGAACGGGUAGUCUUGUCCCGACGGGAACGAGAAAAGUUACAAGAUGCUGAAGGGGCAAUAUCCGAAGAUGAAGAUGACGAAUAUAGACAAGAGAAGCAUCAAACCACCACCACCAACAGUAAACCGCCAAAUACCCAGCGAUCGCUCCCAUUCCCUCCACGCAUCUGUAUGCACUCUUAUUCCGGACCUAUCGAGCCAAUCCGGCAAUUUCUGCACAAGUCCAAUCCGUCGGAUGUCUACUUCUCCUUCUCGGCGGUCAUUAACUUCAGCGGACUAUCCGCGCGGAAAGUCUCUGAUGUAAUCAAGGCAUUGCCUGCAGAUCGCAUUUUGAUUGAAAGUGAUCUCCAUACCGCCGGGCCGCAGAUGGAUAAGCUACUUGAAGAUGCGGCGCGACAGAUCUGCGAGGUGCGUGGAUGGGACCUGCGGGAAGGGGUGCAGCAGCUGGCAGAUAAUUGGCGACGUUUCGUCUUUGGAUGA